This is a messenger RNA of Postia placenta MAD-698-R-SB12, 1983 nucleotides long. RefSeq lists its product as hypothetical. The record is from RefSeq and is a predicted model, not a curated record. NCBI's taxonomy places the organism in Eukaryota, Fungi, Basidiomycota, Agaricomycetes, Polyporales, Adustoporiaceae. The transcript is spliced from 6 exons. The annotation marks the transcript as partial.
CCUCAGGCCUCCGCUCCAGACCAGAGAGGCCUCCUGGGCUUGAAUGAAGACGUCUUAUCUCACAUCGUAUCGGAUCUCCCCGCCCGCGAUGCCCUCAACUUGUCUGUCACAGCACACGGCAUCCACCUCAUUGCGAAACGGCAUGCUCUCUCUGUCGUGACGACGCGAUCCAAUGCGGCAAUCGUACGAAUCUGCACAUACAUGCUUGGCGACAUUCCCGGCCGUCUACAUUAUGUUCGAGAACUUACUAUCAACGUUGAUUUCGCCACCUCGACUGUUGAGCGCAGUCCGAUUGUGACUCGCUCCGAGGGGUCCGUAUGGAAUGAGCGUCAUAGCGACGAGCCUGCUGUACGCAUCCUUGUACCUCUCCUCGAGAAUGCGAUCAACCUCAGGUCGCUCUCACUAAGCCCCAUGGACAUUCUGCUACACGAGCAGCCCCGCAUUGGCCCCGCCAUCUCGGCUAUCACACAGCUGCGCUAUCUGGACUUACAGUGUCUCAUGGAUGACGCGGAGACCUGUAGGAUGCUGGAGGAGAUGCGCAGCAGGCCGGAGGAGGUAGGACUGUCUGUGUACUACCAUCCGAAGAGCAUCAACAAUAUACUCUCCAGCAUCCGAGGCAUGCAGACCAUCAAAAGCCUCACUUUGUCCCCUGACGGUGUCGCGGCGUCAUGCGAUGACCUGGACGACUGCCUUCGUUGGCCGUCGGUAUCGACACUGACCAUUCGCCGGUCUUGUCUCCCGAUCACUCUCGCCGCUCGUGUGUUUCCAAAUGUGCGGAAGCUACAAGUAGCAUCACCAUAUAGAGACCCUGAAGGUGCCUCAUGGUCGAGCCUGGAUUACCUAGAUGCACCAGUGCUAUUCUUGCGGGACUGGUCGCUCCCAUGUGCUGUUCACCAUAUAUCGGUACAUUCGGACUCGGGCCAUUGCGACUCUGACAUCUACCACGGCUUCAAGAGCGAUUUCGCGGGACAUAUUGUUCGGAUUCUACGAGAGACACGUCCAAAGGUGUUAUCGCUGCCGGUCUUGCCUUGGCCCGAUUUCAACCGAGCAUUCUGGACGGACGUUGCGAAGGCUGUGCCCUCUCUGCGUAGCCUAGAAGUUGAGCUCUGCAUUUUUCAAGACGAGACAGACUUGAUCCCUCGCCUCAUUCGAUAUAUGCUAAAACGAUCGCAGGGAGCACUGUCAGCUAUAAUUGGUAGCAUCGACAGUCUGGUACACAUAAGGAUAUCUGUGAGAUGCUCGUUGAUGAGAGAAAUCACCUACCCCAUCCGCUUUCCGACGAUACCAGACCCAUUCAUUCCAACGGUACUAGAAGCAGAUCAAAUGGCGUCGGCGCUGAUUGAACAUAUUCCCUCCCUCCGAUAUGUUACGUUCUUGUCGACCUACUCGACAUCCGGCAUCUCAUUAUCUUGGAAGAUCGGGUACUCUGAGGACCGUUGCUCAUUGGUGCCUAUACCGCGACACGUUGCAGAGGACGUUAAAGCGCGAAUCCAUGCACUCGAUUUUGACCCAGAGGUGGAUCUCAACGGGAAAGAAACCGGACCAUGGCUCUUAACUUACGAUCACGCAUGGUCGAUUGCCGUGGGAGCCCAGACCGCGAGAGACAUGAUAAGACCGCCUACGAACACACAGAAGGAUUCUGAAGUCCAGGUUGCAGCAAGUUGUGCUGAGGAUGACAUAGCAAAGCCUGUAAAAUCAAGUGUUCGUUCGAAGAUCUGGUCGCAUUUGCAAAGGGGAGGAGACAUCGUUAGAGUUUCUGAUACCGGUGUCACAAUGUGGGAAAUCAGGAUACGAUGGCGUCUGGCUACACGUGUCACGGUGUGCUCAAUACGCGUACCAUUGAGUGGGCCAGCGUUUGGUACUCCCGGAUCCGAAGCCAGUAGCAAAUUCCGCAAUCUAGGAUACAAUGAUCAAUAUGAAUGUACUCCUGAUUCGUGGACGUCGAGCCCAUGGACACCUCUUGGCGUCAGCGCCUCAGGCUAA